Messenger RNA from Zophobas morio, 1799 nucleotides. RefSeq lists its product as uncharacterized. The transcript is spliced from 3 exons. Bases 352 to 1713 code for a protein of 453 amino acids. NCBI's taxonomy places the organism in Eukaryota, Metazoa, Arthropoda, Insecta, Coleoptera, Tenebrionidae. The record is from RefSeq and is a predicted model, not a curated record. Gene Ontology annotation, molecular function: zinc ion binding.
ACCAAACGGGGAGUGGUGUGAAUGUGAAUUAUGAUUGUGAGAGCGCCAAUAUAAAUUUUUCCGACAUUUUAACCUGAUAUAUGAUGAAAGUAAAUGAAAUCCAAGAAAAUAUUCUGAAAAAUAACAAAUGUCUACAAAAAUAUAAAUUCUUUCAUCGAAAAAAAUUAGAGGAAGCUCAGCUCCAAAAAAUAGAGGAGGCUCAGCCUCCCCUGCCUCCUCUGAGGAGCCGCCACUGAUUUCUAUAUUCUUGGUGGUGGUGGUGGUGGUGGUGGUAUUAUUUAUGUUGGUGAUGGUUUUAUCAUAGGAGAGACUCAUGAUAUUCUCAAGAAAGAAGAUUUUGCUUUAGCCUUUAUGAACUCUGCAAUGGAAGACAAACUUCGAAAUUUCACGACGAUUGUUUGCAUGGAUGGUACACAUGGGACAAACAAAAAAGGACUGGACUUAACAAUUAUGCUGAUUAAAGAUGAUAGAAAUGCAAGAUUCCCAGUUGCUUUCUUUUUAUCAAAUCGUUUAGACCAACAAGUACAAGAAGUGUUUUUAGGUGCUCUUAGGAUAAAAAUGCAGCAGGAUAUUAAACCUGAAUAUUUUAUGAGUGAUGACGAUCCCAAGUAUUACAAUGCAUGGAUUAAAGUGAUGACAAACAAACCACAAAGACUUUUGUGUUCAUGGCACAUUGUAAAGAACUGGAAUAUCCAAGGAAAAAAAAUCCAUGAUGUUACAAUGAGAAAACAAAUGAAGCAAGAAAUGAAAAGAAUUUUAAAUGAGACUAAUGAGAAAAAAUUUAUUGAACUGAAGGAUGCAUAUCUGAACAAGCUGCAAGAAGCAAAUGAGCUGGAUUUUGCAAAUUAUCUUUUAAGGUAUUAUUUUCAGGAUGAAGACAGGAUUCGAAUGUGGGCCCAUUGCUAUAGAAAAAAUGCUGGAAUCAAUACCAAUAUGGCUAUAGAGAGUCUUAAUAAUUUAUUGAAGACUAAUCAGUUAAAAAGGAGAACAAGAGUAACAAUAGAAAAAUUACUAGACACAAUUGAAGACUUGGUGGACAUAAAAAUGUGGCAGAGGAUUUUAAGUAUUGAAAGGCCUAACGCUAACAAUUACCAGGACAGAAUUAUCAUUAAAGCACACAAGGAAGCUCACAGAAUAAAAAACAAAAUAGAAGUAAUUGAAAAACAGCUAGGAGGAUUCCAAGUUAAGUCUUCAAAAAAUGACAAUUUUUAUAAUGUUAAUUUAAAACAAAUAUGUGAGAGUGAAUGUAAAACAUUAUUUUGCAGAGUGUGCAAAAUAUGUAUCCAUCGAUAUCAGUGUGAUUGCCCAGAAUACAUGAUAAAAAAUUCCAUGUGUAAGCAUGUGCACUUGGUAUGUAUGUAUGAGGAGCGGAAGGGUACUAAUUCUGUUCUAGAUGAAGCUGCUGAAGUUCUGGGACAAAACUCGCAAAUUAGGAUCCAUCAUCAAGAAGAAAUUUCCCAAUUUUUAAAAGAAAAAAUGACGCAAGAGGAAGUGGAUGAAGUGACUGAACCAAAUUGGAGAAUAGUUACAGAAAAACAUUUAACAAACUGGAUACACAACUUAAACGAUGAAACUUUUGUCAGUUUUUGGAAGGACAUACAAGGGAUUAUGAGAAAAGCAGAUGAAAAAAGUAACACAACAACCACUAAGCGAAAAAUGGAAAAGCAGGAGUACUUCCCUACAAAAAAAACGAAUGUAGGCGAACAGAAGUGAUUCAUAAAUGAAGAAAUGGAGAAAAUAUUGACAAAUGGUGAAAAGAAGAAAUUAUGUUAAGAGAUAUUGUUUAACAUUAAAUUUGU